GCUGCCGGUACUUUAUGUGCAUGCCACGUCCGUAUACAGAUUACAGUACAGCGAGGUGACAUUGGUACUGGUGCAUAUACACGUGCGUACGCGGUUUAGCAUUCUUAGCAGCAGCAGGAAGAAGGGAACACGCUGGACCAACUGGGAGCAGAGAAGUCUUCUUCUUUUUGAGUUUUUCAGUCAUUGAAUCGAAGAUAAAUAAAACCAAACAUGUCUAAGGGACCAGCAGUUGGUAUUGAUCUUGGAACAACAUACUCAUGUGUUGGAGUAUUCCAGCAUGGAAAAGUAGAAAUCAUUGCCAAUGACCAAGGAAACAGAACAACUCCAAGCUAUGUAGCCUUCACAGAUACUGAGCGUCUGAUUGGAGAUGCAGCAAAGAACCAGACAGCCAUGAAUCCAACUAACACAAUCUUUGAUGCAAAGCGUCUCAUUGGUCGGGACUUCACAGAUACCAAUGUCCAACUAGAUAUGAAACAUUGGCCUUUCACAGUUGUUAAGGAUGGCAAAAGACCGAAGAUUCAAGUGGAGUUUAAAGCAGAGACCAAGACCUUCAAUGCUGAGGAGAUCAGUUCCAUGGUCCUCGUAAAGAUGAAAGAGACUGCAGAAGCAUACCUAGGAAAGAAAGUAACAGAUGCUGUUGUCACAGUGCCAGCAUACUUCAAUGAUUCUCAGAGACAUGCAACCAAGGAUGCUGGUGUGAUUGCUGGUCUUAACGUCUUACGUAUCAUCAAUGAACCUACUGCAGCUGCUAUCGCUUAUGGACUGGACAAGAAGACUGCUGAAGAGCCGGAGCGUAAUGUCUUGAUUUUUGACCUGGGAGGUGGCACCUUUGAUGUCUCUGUGCUGUCGAUAGAUGAGGGCAUCUUUGAAGUCAAGGCAACAUCUGGAGACACUCACUUAGGAGGAGAGGACUUUGAUAACCGCAUGGUCAAGUUUUUCAUUGACGAGUUCAAGAGGAAGCAGAAGAAAGAUAUCACUUCAAACAAGAGGGCUGUUAGGAGACUGAGAACAGCUUGUGAAAGGGCCAAGAGAACACUCUCAUCUACUACACAGGCUAACAUCGAGAUUGACUCGCUUUUUGAAGGCAUAGACUUCUAUACCUCCAUCACACGUGCAAGAUUUGAGGAGAUGAACGGUGACCUCUUCCGCGGAACUCUCGAACCUGUCGAGAAAGCUCUCCGUGACUCAAAGUUUGACAAAAAUCAAAUUCAUGACAUUGUUCUUGUUGGUGGCUCAACCAGGAUCCCCAAAAUCCAGAAGCUCUUGCAAGAUUUCUUCAAUGGAAAGGAACUCAACAAGAGCAUCAACCCAGACGAGGCUGUAGCCUAUGGUGCAGCUGUCCAAGCUGCUAUCCUCUCUGGUGACAAGUCUGAAGAAGUUUCAGGUCUUCUACUUCUUGAUGUUGCCCCACUAUCCAUGGGUAUCGAGACAGCUGGUGGGGUCAUGACCUCUCUGAUCAAGAGGAAUUCAACCAUCCCAACGAAGCAGACAAGCACAUUCACAACCUAUGCUGAUAACCAGCCAGGUGUGCUCAUCCAAGUCUACGAAGGCGAGCGUGCAAUGACCAAAAACAAUAAUAUACUUGGGAAGUUUGAGCUGGCUGGAAUCCCACCAGCACCUAGGGGAGUCCCCCAGAUCGAUGUAUCCUUUGACAUUGAUGCCAAUGGUAUCCUGAAUGUAUCUGCAGUGGAUAAGAGUACUGGCAAAGAGAACAAAAUCACCAUCACCAAUGAUAGAGAUCGUCUUUCGAAAGAAGAGGUUGAGAGGAUGGUUGCAGAGGCUGAGAAGUACAAGGAAGAUGACGAGAAGGUGAAAGAAAAGAUUGCAGCAAAGAAUGCCCUUGAGAGCUAUGCUUACAACAUGAAGAGCACCAUGGAAGAUGAGAAGAUCAAGGACAAGGUUCCAGAAGAAGACAAGACUAAGAUCCUUGACAAGUGCAAGGAAGUAUUGGAUUGGCUGGACUCCAACCAGACUGCCGAGAAGGAUGAGUUUGAGCACCAACAAAAGGAACUAGAAGGUGUCUGUACACCAAUUAUCACCAAGAUGUACCAAGCUGCUGGCGGUGCUCCUGGUGGUAUGCCAGGUGGUAUGCCUGGCGGUAUGCCCGGCGGUAUGCCUGGUGGUAUGCCCGGUGGAGACAGUGGUACCGGUGGUGGCCCCACCAUUGAGGAGGUUGAUUAAAUACACGGCCAGAAAAACAGAACAGGCAUGCGACUUUCCCAUCAUAAAAUGGCAAAAUAUAUUCACAUUUGUAUUGUGCUUUAUUGGUGUUCGAUGAAUAUGUCUAAUCACCUGAUGGACACUAGUUCAAUUACUAGUAAUACAUGAAAUCAAUGACAAAUUACUAAUAUAUGAAAUCAAAGACUAAUUAUUUUAAGGCUUUUGGUAUUAGUGAACAGUGGAAGCACAAUUCAGAUUUCAUUCCCUAGUUCUAUCACCUUGUGAGUUUUCAAAAAUGAUCCAAAUACAUCUAAGUUUGUUCAGUAAACAGUGGGAUGAUCCAAAUUCAUAAAAGUUAGCUCAACUAUCAAACAGUGGGAUUCAUUACAAGAGAAGUGUCAUUGUGUGUACUGUCUUUCAUUGCUUUUAUCAAUUAGAUUAUUAAUAUCAAAUACUCCCAAGUACUUAACAUUAAAAAAGAGAAGAUUUUGGGGGUGAAAGAUUUCAAGAAUCACAAAAUCUUUUCUAUUUCGAAACAGCACCAUGAUCCAUAAAAACUUCUCAGAUAUUGUUUUGUAUGACAGCUGAAUACCUCGUGUUUAUAUGGGACUCUUUCAUUUAAAAAAAAGUGUUGGAGAUGGUUGUGCUUUUUUCUCAGGGUAUGUUUAUUCUAUUUUGUCUACCGUGAUUAUUCCUAACAGGAGCAAAAAGUGAGGUCAAAUGUUUGUAUACAUUAAGAUAUUUAUGCAAAUAACUGCCUGUGCAUGUAUUUACAAAAUAUUUUGGAGAAAUGCCUCUAAUGGAAGUCUUCAGAUUCGCCUCAUUCCAAUAUUAGAAUGUGUGAUUUAUUUUUUGUGUACAUUGAUAUACAAUAUGACUUUCUAUCUAGGAAACAUUGAAUGGUAUUACUGCUUAUUUAUAAGGGUUUUUUGCCCAUUCCUAUCAAAGUGUGUGAUGUAAUAUGGUUCUUUGGUAUACAAUACCUUGUCUACACAAAUCAUGUUGCCUAUUUCAAAAGCUGUAAGUUACAUGUAUGUAUCAAUUUCUUGUCAGUAUUUAUUUUGUUUUAAAUAUGUGUAUCAAGUAUGUUCUGUACAAUCAUUAAUGUAAGACAAUCCUGACUUCAUUAUUUUUCCUGUGGUUUCAAGGUAUUAUUUGCCCUUUUCUGAAUAUUUAUGACUGAUUGUGUCAUUCCUUACUGUUUCUCGUGAAUAAAUAAAGUUAUCAAAAUGGAAUACAUCCAUGUAUCUGUUUCACAAGUAAGGUCUACAUAAAUAUGUUACCAAAAUACCAGCAGAAUCUACACUUGAUAUCAUACUUGGCUACAUUAAAUGUCUGUUAUGAUCCAUGUCUGUAA
This is a messenger RNA of Lytechinus variegatus (green sea urchin), 3517 nucleotides long. Its product is annotated as heat shock cognate 71 kDa protein-like. The coding region runs from base 211 to 2181 and encodes 656 amino acids. Gene Ontology annotation, biological process: vesicle-mediated transport; cellular response to unfolded protein; protein refolding. NCBI's taxonomy places the organism in Eukaryota, Metazoa, Echinodermata, Echinoidea, Temnopleuroida, Toxopneustidae. Gene Ontology annotation, cellular component: nucleus; cytoplasm; plasma membrane. The record is from RefSeq and is a predicted model, not a curated record. Gene Ontology annotation, molecular function: ATP hydrolysis activity; heat shock protein binding; misfolded protein binding. The transcript has 10 exons.